Molecule: messenger RNA, 1575 nt
Organism: Penicillium atrosanguineum
Lineage: Eukaryota; Fungi; Ascomycota; Eurotiomycetes; Eurotiales; Aspergillaceae
Product: isopenicillin N synthase family dioxygenase
Exons: 5
Coding region: 1-1575 (524 amino acids)
Molecular function (GO): dioxygenase activity
Source: RefSeq, a predicted model, not a curated record
AUGCUAAAUACGUCAGAUACCCCGCAGGAUUUGCGCGAGCGGGGACACGGUGUGUUGAAUGUCCAUCGGCCGGGAUGCGGAGGCAAUUCCAUCCCCGCCACAUCGCCCAUCCGCAGCUCUGUGGCCUUGAUUGCCGACCUCAUUCCGCGCGUGUACCGCUCCCAAACUGACGGGCGAGCCGUCAUUCUCAGCGAACAUUCUAUCGGUGGCGCCAUCGUGCUCGCCAUCGCGGCCCAAUCAGAUUGCCAGACUUCUCCAGUACUAGCUGUCAGCGCCCUCGGAGUGGUGCCAACAUUGGGACGAGAUCUUCUCCUACCAAGCCCAAAUAUUGUACCGGUGCAAUAUCUCGCUGCCGAAUACAAAUCCGCUUGGCAGUAUACGACUGAGGCUCAACCACGCUUCGUUAACUUGGCAAAGCUUUUCAAGGGUUCGUCCAACGUGCACUCGGAGCAAAUGGCAUCAUAUCCAGCUGCUUUUAGUUCGAUCCCCGUUCUUGACUUCAAAGAAGCCUUGUCGCCGUCGACCAAGCCGGUGUUUUUGAGUCAUCUCCGAGACGCACUGAUCAAUGUCGGCUUUUUCUACCUUCAGAACCCGCCCAUCUCACUCAGAGUACAGCAUGCAUUUUUGGAAAAGGCGUUGGGUCUCUUUCAUCUCCCACUAGAGAAGAAACUAGAGAUAGAGAUGGUCAAUAGCCCGCAUUUUCUCGGCUACUCCAGACUUGGGUCAGAGAUCACCGCCCUUAAAAAGGACCACCGUGAGCAGUUUGAUUUCGCAACCGAACUGCCAGCACCCGCAAAGGAUGAGCCACUGUAUAGGAAUAUCUACGGUCCAAACCAGUGGCCCGAUGAAACUGCAAUCUCAGGGUUCCGCAAGGCUAUUGAGGACUAUAUCGCUGAAGCAAGCGUCAUGGCCGCUUCUUUUACAGCCCUUAUUGCAGAAGCUCUGGAUCUUCCGCCAACAGCUUUUGAUCAAGCUUUCGAUGAUCCAGGGCAGCAUAAAUUAAAGCUUAUCAAGUAUCCCCUCCCGCCAUCUUCCGGUGAUAAUACUGCCGGCUUCCAGGGCGUCGGUGCUCACAAAGACUCUGGCUUUCUGACUUUCCUUUUACAAGCAACAUCUCACCAUGGCCUUGAGGUGCAAAACAAAGCCGGGAACUGGAUUUCUGUAGCCCCAGUUCCUGACACAUUUGUGGUCAACAUCGGGCGCGCCCUUGAAGCACUGACGGGAGGGGUUUGUACGGCGACUACUCAUCGUGUGAGUCUACGGGAAGAACACUUUGUGGAUGCUGAAGGAAACUCCCUUGGUCCGCGGUUUUCUUUCCCGGUUUUUCAAGGGGUCAGCCCAGAUCUCUCUGCGGAAAAAGUUUCACUGGUUAUUCCGAGCCACAUACGGAAUCUGGUGAAGGAUGACAAAGUCAAAUCAGAUGCCGAAGCUACAUUUAACGAAAUGUUCCGAACAAACAUUGGGGAAGCUACGUUGGUCGCUCGAGUGACGAGUCAUCAAGAUGUCGGGCAGCGAUGGUACCCAGGGGUGUUAUGCAAGGCUCUCAAGGGCCAAAGGGGCUUUAUUGCGCAUUAA